ACAAGCAGCGCGAAGCAUGCGCAUGAGGGCCCCGCGAUAAGGGGAAUCCAAUUAGUUAUUUACGGUAACAGAAGUCGAAUGAAUUUAGAGCCUCUGCGCUUCCCGUAGUGCGGACUGUACCAAGCCGGCCGGGGGAGAGGUGCAUCGCGGCCAAGCCCGGCCGUUCGCCCAGCGCCUUUGGGCAGACGCACGCAGUGGCCGGCUGUGUCAGUUGAGGCGCACGCAGGGAGGCGGAUUAACACUAAAUCCCCACAAUGUCCCUGAAACCACGAGUAGUUGAUUUUGAUGAAACAUGGAACAAACUUCUUACAACAAUUAAAGCUGUUGUAAUGUUGGAUUAUGUUGAAAGAGCGACAUGGAAUGACCGCUUCUCGGACAUUUAUGCUUUAUGUGUGGCCUAUCCAGAACCUCUUGGAGAGAGACUUUAUACUGAGACCAAAUUUUUUUUGGAAAAUCAUGUACGCCAUUUGCACAAGCGUGUUCUGGAAUCUGAGGAACAAGUACUGGUUAUGUAUCAUAGAUACUGGGAAGAAUACAGUAAAGGGGCAGACUACAUGGACUGUUUAUACAGGUACCUCAACACACAGUUUAUUAAGAAGAACAAAUUAACUGAAGCUGAUCUUCAGUAUGGCUAUGGAGGUGUGGAUAUAAGUGAACCACUGAUGGAAAUAGGAGAGCUAGCACUUGAUAUGUGGAGGAAAUUAAUGAUUGAGCCACUGCAGGGUAUCCUCAUUCGAAUGCUCCUCCGAGAAAUUAAAAACCGAAGCUAUACUUCUACAAGGCAAGCUGAAUGUCAACUUUUGCAUUUGUGUUUGAAUACAGCAGGAAGCAGACAAGAUCAUGAAUUUGAUCGCUGUGGAGAAGACCCAAACCAGAAAGUAAUCCAUGGGGUUAUUAACUCCUUUGUUCAUGUUGAACAGUAUAAGAAAAAAUUCCCCCUAAAGUUUUAUCAGGAAAUUUUUGAGUGUCCUUUUCUGAAUGAAACAGGGGAGUAUUAUAAACAAGAAGCUUCAAACUUAUUGCAAGAGUCAAACUGCUCACAGUAUAUGGAAAAGGUUUUAGGUAGAUUAAAAGAUGAAGAAAUGCGAUGUCGGAAGUACUUACACCCCAGCUCAUAUGGCAAAGUAAUUCAUGAAUGCCAGCAGAGAAUGGUAGCUGAUCACUUGCAGUUUCUGCAUGCAGAAUGCCAUAAUAUCAUCAGACAAGAGAAAAGAAGUGACAUGGCAAAUAUGUACACUCUGCUUCGUGCUGUGUCAAGUGGUUUACCUCAUAUGAUUCAGGAACUACAAAACCAUAUCCAUGAUGAGGGCCUUAGAGCAACCAGCAAUCUUUCUCAGGAAAAUAUGCCAACUCAGUUUGUGGAGUCUGUUUUGGAAGUACAUAGUAAAUUUGUUCAACUUAUCAACACCGUUUUGAAUGGUGACCAGCACUUUAUGAGUGCCCUUGACAAGGCUCUAACAUCAGUAGUAAACUAUAGGGAACCCAAGUCGAUCUGCAAAGCGCCUGAGCUGCUGGCCAAGUAUUGUGACAACUUGCUGAAGAAAUCAGCCAAAGGAAUGACAGAGAAUGAAGUAGAAGAUAAACUUACAAGUUUCAUUACUGUUUUCAAAUACAUUGAUGACAAAGAUGUUUUCCAGAAGUUCUAUGCUAGAAUGUUGGCAAAACGAUUAAUUCAUGGUUUAUCUAUGUCUAUGGACUCUGAAGAAGCCAUGAUUAAUAAACUAAAGCAAGCCUGUGGUUAUGAGUUUACCAGCAAGCUCCAUCGAAUGUAUACGGACAUGAGCGUUAGCGCUGAUCUCAACAAUAAAUUCAACAACUUUAUCAAAAACCAGGAUGCCAUUAUAGAUUUGGGAAUUAGUUUUCAGAUAUAUGUUCUACAGGCUGGUGCAUGGCCUCUAACUCAGGCUCCUUCAUCAACAUUUGCAAUUCCUCAGGAACUGGAAAAAAGUGUGCAGAUGUUUGAAUUAUUUUACAGUCAGCACUUCAGUGGGAGGAAACUUACUUGGUUACAUUAUCUUUGUACAGGUGAAGUAAAAAUGAACUAUUUGUGUAAACCUUAUGUAGCCAUGGUCACAACAUACCAAAUGGCAGUACUGCUUGCCUUCAACAACAGUGAAACUGUCAGUUAUAAAGAGCUUCAGGAUAGCACACAGAUGAAUGAGAAGGAACUUACAAAAACCAUCAAAUCGUUACUUGAUGUCAAAAUGAUCAACCAUGACUUAGACAAGGAAGAUAUAGAAGCAGAGUCUACUUUUUCAUUAAAUCUGAACUUCAGCAGUAAACGAACAAAAUUUAAAAUUACCACAUCAAUGCAGAAAGACACACCACAGGAGAUGGAGCAGACCAGAAGUGCUGUAGAUGAAGACAGGAAAAUGUACCUUCAAGCUGCUAUAGUCCGUAUCAUGAAAGCACGUAAAGUGCUGCGACAUAAUGCUCUUAUUCAGGAGGUAAUUAGCCAGUCAAGAGCUAGGUUUAACCCAAGUAUCAGCAUGAUUAAGAAAUGUAUUGAAGUUCUGAUAGAUAAACAAUACAUCGAGCGAAGCCAGGCCUCAGCAGAUGAGUACAGUUAUGUAGCAUGAUGUUGCUGUCCAGCAGGUGUGGUUGUACGAGAUGAUUGCUAUCACUAUUUGGUGUGUUCCUGUGGGAAGAAGCAGGUCUGUGCCUCCAUAACUGGUCACUUGGCAGCCCCUGUUUUUCUGCUGUUUACAACAUCACCAGUGCCACGUCAUGAGCGUCAAUGAAAAUGCCUAUAGAUAUUUCAAGCUCAUGUCAUUAUGACAUUUCUUAAAACUUUACUAAAAGAAUGAGUGAAGUAUUGCUGAAAUGUGGAAAUUUGGUUGGGUACCAUGCUUUUUUUUUUUUCCCCCCCUCCUUCACGUUUGCAGUUGAUGUUUUUUAAUGUAUCUUAAAAGAAAAAGUUAAACUAAAUAUUGUAAUAUGACAGAUAUCCUAAUAAUUGUAUCUACAUUAAAAUGUAAAAUAAAAAAGAUGAACAUGA
Molecule: messenger RNA, 2998 nt
Organism: Gopherus evgoodei (Goodes thornscrub tortoise)
Lineage: Eukaryota; Metazoa; Chordata; Testudines; Testudinidae
Gene: CUL2
Product: cullin 2
Exons: 22
Coding region: 255-2579 (774 amino acids)
Biological process (GO): SCF-dependent proteasomal ubiquitin-dependent protein catabolic process; protein ubiquitination
Cellular component (GO): SCF ubiquitin ligase complex; Cul2-RING ubiquitin ligase complex
Molecular function (GO): ubiquitin protein ligase binding
Source: RefSeq, a predicted model, not a curated record